GAUUAACAGGAAUUAUGCUUUCAAAUUCCUCAAUUGAUAUUAUUUUACAUGAUACAUAUCUACUAUGUUGUAGGACACUUUCAUUAUGUUCUAUCUAUAGGAGCUGUAUUCUCAAUUAUUGCAAGCUUUAUUCACUGGUUUCCUAUAUUCUCAGGAUUUUUUUUUUUAUAUUUAUUGGUGUAAAUCAAACUUUCUUUCCUCAGCAUUUUCUAGGUCUUAUAGGAAUACCUCGCCGAUAUUCGGAUUACCCUGACUCAAUAAGUGCUUUGAAUUUAAGAUUCAAGAAUGAAAUUUAUAUUUUUGUUAAAAAUUUCUACAUGAAAUAUGUAUAUAUUCCAAGAUUCAAAUUCGUUCUACUCUAUCAUACAGAUAAUCUAAUCUCAUUUCACAAUUUUGUAAUAACAUUUAUUCUAAUAAUUACUUCUUUAACUAUUUUUUUCAUUGUUGAUUUUAUGACAAAUACUUAUUCUAACUUUAACUUGCUAAAAAAUCACACUAUCGAGAUUAUU
Molecule: messenger RNA, 509 nt
Organism: Heterotrigona itama
Lineage: Eukaryota; Metazoa; Arthropoda; Insecta; Hymenoptera; Apidae
Source: the annotation of a GenBank genome assembly